GGGAUUUGAAGUCGAAAGUUGGCCGCCGCCCCCUUCUCCACUGCCACCAUCCCCCCCUUCGACAUCCUGAAGCCCUUGCACCUGGCCCUCGAGACCACGCUGCCCUCCCCGACAAGGACGAGUAGUACACGGAUUGCCCAGCAUGGAGUCCGAGUCCGACAACGAGUUCCGCGACGACAAGAGCGUGUCUGAGCACGAGGAGAUUGAGGAGACCAAGCCAAAGUCUGCGCUGAAGAAGGGGCGGGAGCCGGCUCCCGUCAUUGAGCGCCCGGAACUGCCCGAACAACCAGACCCAAGCACCCUCGACCUCUCGACGCUGAGCCCGCUGUCGCCCGAAAUCAUCUCCCGCCAAGCAACCAUCAACAUUGGAACAAUUGGCCACGUCGCUCACGGAAAAAGUACCGUGGUCAAGGCCAUCUCGGGUGUGCAGACGGUCCGCUUCAAGAACGAACUCGAGAGGAAUAUUACCAUCAAGCUCGGUUACGCCAACGCGAAGAUCUACCAGUGCGACAACUCCGAGUGCCCGCGCCCGACAUGCUACCGGUCGUACAAGAGCGAGAAGGAGGUCGACCCGCCUUGCGAGCGUGAGGGAUGCGGAGGACGAUACCGAUUGAAGCGCCACGUCUCGUUUGUCGACUGCCCCGGUCACGACAUUCUCAUGAGCACAAUGUUGUCGGGCGCCGCCGUCAUGGACGCCGCACUGCUGCUGAUUGCCGGAAACGAAUCCUGCCCGCAACCGCAGACCAGCGAGCAUCUUGCUGCCAUUGAGAUUAUGAAGCUCAACCACAUCAUCAUCCUCCAGAACAAGGUCGACCUGAUGCGGGAGGACAGCGCUGCGGCCCACUACGAGUCGAUAUUGAAGUUUAUCCGAGGAACCGUCGCCGAUGGAUCGCCCAUUGUGCCCAUCUCCGCCCAACUCAAGUUCAACAUUGAUGCCAUCAACGAGCAACUCAUCAGCAAGAUCCCAGUCCCAGUCCGCGACUUCUCCGCAAAGCCACACAUGAUUGUCAUUCGAUCGUUCGACGUAAACAAGCCCGGUGCGGAGAUUGACGAGCUGAAGGGUGGUGUCGCUGGUGGCAGUAUCUUGACUGGUGUGCUGAAGCUGGGUGACGAGAUUGAGAUCAGGCCUGGUAUUGUGUCCAAGGACAGCUCAGGAAAGAUUCAGUGCAAGCCCAUCUUCUCAAGAGUCGUGUCCCUGUUCGCAGAGCACAAUGACCUAAAGUUUGCUGUUCCUGGUGGUUUGAUUGGUGUCGGUACACGCGUAGACCCCACGCUCUGCCGUGCGGAUCGUCUCGUUGGUUUCGUCCUUGGUCUCCGUGGCCAUCUCCCCAACAUUUACACUGAGCUCGAGGUCAACUACUUCCUUCUCCGAAGGUUGCUCGGAGUCAAGACCGCAGACGGCAAGCAGGCCAAGGUUGCCAAGCUCGCAAAGAACGAAGUUUUGAUGGUCAACAUUGGUUCAACUGCUACGGGUGCCAAGGUCGUCGCCGUCAAGGCUGACGCUGCCCGCCUAUCUCUCACCUCGCCAGCAUGCACAGAGAUUGGUGAGAAGGUCGCUUUGUCCAGACGUAUUGAAAAGCACUGGCGUCUUAUUGGUUGGGCCAACAUUGUGGCCGGUAACAUCCUCCAACCCAUUGUCGACUGAGAAGGGGGCGGGCAGCAGGGAAGCUCUCCAGGAGCUGGAACAACACACUGACGACGGGAUGACGUGGACAUGAAGGAUACGACGGCCAGAAUUAUGUGCAUUGCGUUUCUGAGCAUUUGCUGGCUGGAGUGGGUUGCACUGGGAUAGACACCAAAAGCGUUCUCAUUUGCAGCGAUGGCCUAGGCAGGCUCGAACAGCCAGGGUGCGAGGUGUAGCAUCAUUGGCACGAAAGGGUUAGUGUAUCAGUACAAGUCCAACCAAGGUGGCCGCAUAGAAUCAAAAUGUUCAAUGCA
This is a messenger RNA of Exserohilum turcica Et28A, 1938 nucleotides long. RefSeq lists its product as uncharacterized. Gene Ontology annotation, biological process: formation of translation preinitiation complex; positive regulation of translational fidelity. Gene Ontology annotation, cellular component: cytosol; eukaryotic translation initiation factor 2 complex. Lineage: Eukaryota; Fungi; Ascomycota; Dothideomycetes; Pleosporales; Pleosporaceae. The transcript is spliced from 5 exons. Gene Ontology annotation, molecular function: translation initiation factor activity; GTPase activity; GTP binding. The coding region runs from base 143 to 1645 and encodes 500 amino acids. The record is from RefSeq and is a predicted model, not a curated record.